This is a messenger RNA of Nomia melanderi (Alkali bee), 2857 nucleotides long. It is a transcript of the gene emp, whose product is annotated as epithelial membrane protein. Gene Ontology annotation, cellular component: membrane; lysosome; cytoplasm. NCBI's taxonomy places the organism in Eukaryota, Metazoa, Arthropoda, Insecta, Hymenoptera, Halictidae. The record is from RefSeq and is a predicted model, not a curated record. Gene Ontology annotation, molecular function: scavenger receptor activity.
GGAAGAGUCAAUAGAGGUCAAGCAGGUUAAACGAAGGAAGAAGAAAGAAGAAAGCAGGAGGAAGCGAGAGGAACGUGAAGUCGUUUAAACGAAAGAAGAAGCGACACGCGUCCGUGGGGAAGGAGAGAACGGAUCCAGCGGAGAGCUUGCCGACGCGUGUACGCGGUGACCGAUCAAGAUGAGGGUACACCGUGGGAUUUGCGCGAAACUCCAAGGGGGAUUUCUCAGGCGAUGGUGGGCAGCAGUGGCUGUCGGGGCGUUGCUGAUAAUAGUGUCAGCGAUUUUGGCAGCGGUGUUCCCGAAGCUGGUCGACGUGCUGCUGAACAGAGAGAUAGCUCUGCGCGAGGGUGGCCGCACGUUCGAUUGGUGGAGGGAACCGCCCGUGACACCUCAGCUGAGCGUGUACAUCUACAACGUGACGAACGCCGAUGAAUUCUUGAACGACGGCGAGAAACCGACGCUGAAGGAGCUCGGCCCCUACGUGUACGUGCAGCACUGGGAAAAGGUCGAGGUGAAAUUCAACGAGAAUGACACCGUGUCGUACAAAGUGAAGAAACGGUUCGCCUUUUCGCCGGAGAAGUCGAUCGGCUCGGAGGAAGAUCUGGUGGUGGUCCCGAACGUGCCGAUGCUGUCGGCGACCAGCCAGUCGAAACACGCGGCGCGUUUCCUCAGAUUGGCGAUGGCAUCGAUAAUGGACAUUCUCCGGAUAAAGCCGUUCGUCGAGGUGUCGAUCGGGCAGCUGCUUUGGGGCUACGAGGAUCCGUUGCUCAAGUUGGCCAAGGAUGUCGUGCCGAAGGAGCAGAAGCUGCCGUACGACCAAUUCGGCCUGAUGUACGGCAAGAAUACCACGAUGCCCGACUGGUUCACGAUCUUCACCGGACAAGGGGACAUUUCCAAGUACGGCGUCCUCGACAAAUGGAACGGAAAGGGCAGUCUCGGCCACUGGACCACUCCGGAAUGCGACAGCAUCGCUGGCAGCGAUGGCAGCAUUUUUCCACCGCGCAUCACCAAACAGACGGUGCUGAAAGUCUUCGACAAGGAUCUCUGCAGGACUUUGCCUCUUGUGUUCAAGGAGGAGGUGACUACCGCCGGCGGAGUUCCCGGAUACAGAUUCGUCCCUUCGAAGGACGCGUUCGCCUCUCCCAGCAGAGUGGAGUCGCAGCAAUGCUUCUGCCCGGCCGGGCCACCGUGCGCGCCAGAGGGAACCUUCAACGCUUCUCUGUGUCAAUACGAAUCGCCGGUUUUGCUUAGCUUCCCGCACUUCUACCUCGCGGAUCCCACGCUACGCACAGCCGUGAACGGAAUAUCGGCACCCAUCGAGGAGAAGCAUCAGUUCUACAUCGACGUCCAGCCGAUGAUGGGCACUUCGCUGCGAGCGAAGGCGAGAAUUCAAAUCAAUCUGGCGGUCAGCCAGGUGCGGGACAUCAAGCAGGUCGCCACGUUUCCGGAUAUAGUGUUCCCCAUCAUGUGGUUCGAGGACGGGAUCGAGGAGCUGCCCGUGGAAAUGCGGAGCCUGAUGAAGAUGGCGGUGGACGUGCCGCCGAUCGCCCGGUCGGCGGUGUCCGGGGCGCUCGCCGCGAUCGGCGCGAUCGUCCUGAUCGGCGCGCUCGUCUGCCUGGCGCGUGCCGCGAAGCGCCAAGAGAAACUGCACCUCAGCAAUCCGUUACCGUCGAACGCCAGUGGCGGGAAAACCGGUCAGCUGAAUCCGGCUUUCCAGAAUUCCUCGGGUUCCAAGUAGAUCGGCGGGUUCCGGCUCCUUGACUUCCUAGACAUCGGAUUCUCCGUCGACCGGUGCGCGCAGGGCUGCGCGCACUCUUCAACCCCGACGUGAAUGAACAUUCGACAUAUAGACUACGUUAACUUUUGGUGCACGCUCGCUCGCUCGCUCGCUCGCACGCUUUCUUGUUCCAUCGUCGAUUCGAGCCGGCUCCGAGAUGGAGGAAGAAAGCGGUCGAGGGACGGGAGGCGGAGGGAACAUGGACGAGGGGAGAGUAAACGCGAAUCUUCGGACACGUUUGAACGUAUAUAUAUAUAUAUAUCUAAAUGUAUGUAUAUAUGUAUAUAUAUGUAUGUAUAUGUAUAUAUAUAUAUAUACAUAUAUGUAUACGUUCGUACGAGUCCAAAUGGACGGUCCGGUUCGACUCGGUACGAUACGUUACGGCGAAGCGCGGCUGGGAGGAGACGCUAGACCACUGGAGACUGUUAGGUCGCGCCGCGUAACGGUAUUCGGCUCACCGUUUUCAAGGACUCCGUGUUCUCGACACACAUCGCUCACCACGCUCGAACCUACGAUACCGAUCGUCCGUCCCGGAGACUCUCCGCGCGAUUCGAUCGGGAACGUCUCCGUGGUUCGUGAACUGUACCAUUCGGAGGAGGAGGAGGAGGAGGAGGAGGAGGAGGGAGACGGAGGAAGAGGAACAGAGACAGAACGGUCGCGUGUCGGCGGAACGGCGCGCGGAAAAAGUUGAAAAAGCGAAUCUGGAACAGGCUUCCGGAUCGUUGAUCCUCGUCAUUAGGGCAAAUGGUGUACCGUACGUAGAAACAGCCAACGAAAUCAUUCCGUCCAUUGAACGCGUGCGACACGGCUCGCGUUUACACGUAUGCAUUGUAUAUAUCCGAUCGUGCGCGCUCGCGUUUCGACGCGUCCCGCGACGAUCGCGGCCCUAUUGUUAUUCAUUAUCGGUUACUAGUAUGCGUAUCUCGUUUUAAAAUCGUUACUCUGGAUGGAUUUGCGGUUAGGUUCUUAGGUAAAUUUAGUUUUGUACAGCGAACAUGGUUUUCGGGACCGAGCUCGCGCCGGUUCCCAGCGAUUCGGUGGAAAUGAAUAAAAAUUUUCUAAGAGUGGUACACGCUCGCG